ACUGAGUCAACUGACCCACAUUAUUCUAAAAAAAUCUUUUUAAAAUUUAAAAGACAGGUUGACAAAUUUUUCAAGUGCUUCUGUGUGUAAACUGUAAGGAAGCAUGCCACCGUGUUAAAAAUAUCCGCGAAAAUUAUUCGGUAGCGUCAUCCACCAAUAUCCUCCUCAGGAUUCGGUCGAUUUAAUUCAUCGUUGUAACUUCGCUGUCUGCCGUGACACCAUAAAUUCCAUUCUGUCUGGGUUGUUUGGGUCAGAGAUCCAGGAGGCAAGAGUUUCUACGGAUCCCAGCUGACAACGAGAUCCAGUUAGAUUUGGAUUGAUCUGCCAGAAUCUCCGUCAGCAGACUCAGAAAUGAUAUUGAACCUGAUAAAUCUCCUAUUUAUAUGCGCGUGUGCCCUGGUGUUGCGAGACGUAACCUGCCAUGCUAGUAAUCAAAACUACAAUCUCCCUCCAAUUCCUCAACCGCAUCUACAACCUGGCCAGAAUCCCAUGCACGACAAGGCCUUCGUACAGGAUAAAGCGCAUAUUCAAGAGCAUUUAGAAGGCAUCACCAACAAACGACCGGAAGAUAUGAACGAACUGGAACUGCAGUUCCAUUACUUCAAACUCCAUGACACGGACAGCAACAACAAGCUUGACGGAUUGGAGCUGAUCCAUGCUAUCACGCAUUAUCACGGCGGAGAUUUAGGUCCGCUUUUCGAAAGAAAGGAUUUAGUUGUGGAAGAAGUUCCGGAUGUGAAAGGUCCUCGUAUGCUGACCGAUCACGAGCUAAGCAUGACAGUGGAUGCCAUAUUACUGGACGAUGAUAAAAAUAAUGAUGGUUAUAUUGAUUAUUCCGAAUUUGCUACCUCGCAGACCAGAAAUCAGGGCCCAAAUAAUCCGAAUAGGCAGCAGUCUUAGAUUUAUGCUUUUUUACCGGCUGGCUUACCUUACGUUUUUGACAAAGUUUUAUUGUGUAUUUUUUCUACAGCGUAAUUGAUUUGUUUGCACUGAAGCAGAAUACCAUUCAGUUGAGUUUCUGAGUUAACUCACUGCAAAUGUUUAACUAACAGCAGAAAAUUAUUAAUAAAGUUCUGGCGGGAUAAAUUUCGUGAUAACUG
Molecule: messenger RNA, 1100 nt
Organism: Paramacrobiotus metropolitanus
Lineage: Eukaryota; Metazoa; Tardigrada; Eutardigrada; Parachela; Macrobiotidae
Product: multiple coagulation factor deficiency protein 2 homolog
Exons: 4
Coding region: 352-900 (182 amino acids)
Molecular function (GO): calcium ion binding
Source: RefSeq, a predicted model, not a curated record